Zerene cesonia (dogface butterfly) is the source of this 1132-nucleotide messenger RNA. Its product is annotated as mitochondrial basic amino acids transporter-like. Gene Ontology annotation, molecular function: high-affinity L-arginine transmembrane transporter activity. Gene Ontology annotation, biological process: mitochondrial L-ornithine transmembrane transport. Gene Ontology annotation, cellular component: mitochondrion. The record is from RefSeq and is a predicted model, not a curated record. The transcript is spliced from 3 exons. Bases 179 to 1054 code for a protein of 291 amino acids. NCBI's taxonomy places the organism in Eukaryota, Metazoa, Arthropoda, Insecta, Lepidoptera, Pieridae.
AAUCUUUUGAUCACAGUACACCGUCCACUUCUUCACCACCAGGACGCUGUUCCCACCAAUAUGUUCAUUGGAGUGACCUCCGGUGGAGGCAACGUCAAUUCGCAUUACGACUACUUGAUUUGAAGUACAGUUAGCUAUCGCUAGAGUAACUACUAUUAUUUAUUUUCUAUAUCAAAGUAUGGCUCUGGAUUUCGUAGCAGGAUGUAUAGGAGGUUGUGCCGGAAUUAUAGUCGGACAUCCUUUGGACACUUUAAAAGUUCAUAUACAAGCAGGAAGGGGGAGUGCAUUGGAAUGCACUAAAGCAUUGUUAAAAGGAGGGUCACUUUCUACUGCGUAUCGAGGCGUUGGCGCACCAUUAGGCGGAGUUGCAGCGAUUAAUGCCGUCGUGUUUGGUGCAUAUGGAAAUACAAUCAGAUCUUUACCAAACUCCGAGUCUUUAAUAGCACAUGGAAUUGCUGGAAGCAUAUCUGGAUUAUUACAGAGCCUUAUAUGCGCGCCAAUAGAGUUGAUAAAAACGAGACAGCAGUUAGCGAAACCUGGCGAGCUAAUGCCGACAGGAGCUUGGUCAGGAGCACGACAUAUUUUGAAAACUGGAGGAUACAGAGCAUUAUUUAGAGGCUUGGGUAUUACAGUACUGCGUGAUAGCCCAGCCUUUACAGUCUAUUUUGUUUCGUAUGAAGCAAUGACGCGUAGAAAUCAAUCCGUGAUGAGAGUAUUUAUGGCAGGAGGUUUGGCUGGAGCACUGUCUUGGAUAGUAUCUUAUCCUGUCGAUGUAGUUAAAUCCAGAUUACAAGGAGAUGCCAUCCAAAAAUACGCUGGAGCUUGGGAUUGCUUCAGGCAGUCUAUACGAACAGAUGGUUGGCGUUGUAUGAGUCGAGGAUUAGGUCCAGUUUUGGUACGUGCAUUUAUAAGCAACGGAGCUUGUUUCACAGCUGUGGCUUGGACAGAUAGAAUUUGGCAGCAAUUAAUGAACACACAAAGAAGUCCUCUUAAAAAAACAAAUGGUCUGAGCGAAGUUAAAGACGCUCCGGAGUAUAUUAGUUAUGACACUUGAACAUUACAUUGAAUUUGGACGGAUUCAUAAAAAACAAAGUUAAAUUGUGAUCUUCCGCACAAAUGACGGGGAACAAUA